GCGGCGGUUGGGCGGCUGAGGCGGGGAGCGCGGCUCUCCGCGCCUCAGGGGCCUCCGGCGGCAGCGGCGUCUCGGUCUCUCCGCUCCGAUCCGUCCCGUCCCGUCCCUCGCGGUUUACCUGUCCUGCCGCCUGGGAGAGACCGCGGCGAGGCCAGGAGCAGCCGCCGACCCCGUGCGCCAGGUCCGAACGCCCGGUCCAGCCCGGGUCUCGGGUCAGGUAAAGGGAGCUGGAGGUUUGUUUAACGGGAGAUACGAGUCCUCUCUAGAGACCUCCCGGGCUACGGCAGCGAAAAGUGCAGGGGGGAAACCUGGAGACUAAAACUCGCCUCAGGAGUCCACCCGGCUUGCGGUGAGGCAGGAGGCAGGCGUUACAGAAGAGCAGGCAGUGCCUCGAAGGAGCACCAUCGCUGCAUCUUCAGUGUACUGGCUUCCAAAGCAAAAAAGUGACUCACUCUAUUUUGGGAGGCUUCUCGGCUGUGGUCCUCUGCUCUGAGUGAGAUCCACCGUGGGCAAGAUUUAAGAUAAGCUCUCCCUGCCUUUUCAUAUCUUCACCGUGACUAGGCACAGGUUGCCAGCUCCAUGCAGGCUUCAUAAUUUACUCAUAUUGGUCUUCUUAUCUGUUACAGGUCCUCCUACUAAAACCUUUAGACAUUUUGUCUGGAACAGUUGGAUUGUAAAUCAAAUACUGACUUGGCUGAUGUUUGCCUAAAUCACAUAUCUUAAAAUGCAAUCACAAAUUGGAGACUGGGACAAAGGCCUUGGAAGGGAGGUUGUUCCACAAGAGGCGUCAGGGGAAUCUCUGAACGACACCAGAAAUGAAGAUGCCCAAACAGAAAAUGAAGGCAAUUCUGUCAACACAGUGUACAGACUACAAGUGCAACUAGAAGGUGCAGAGCAAGAAUCUGAAGAGAAGACUAUUGAAAAAGUAAUUAAUCAAAGGCAGUCUAAAGACAGCUUGAAUGAGUAUAGCACUGGAGACAGCUUCCGAAGAGUGCAAAAGGAUGUUAAAACUCAAGAGAAAGCCAUCAACUGUAUGUCCAGAGAAGAUCAACAGAGUGAACAAAAGUCAGAUGGUGAUCACAAAUCAGUAACCAGCUCAUUCAAUCAAAGGGCAGAAGAAAAGAGGGGCUGUGUAAGAAUGACAAAAAAGAUUCUGCAAGACAUCUGUAAACAGCAGAAAUUAUACUUGACCCCAUACUUAAAUGAUACACUUUACUUGCAUUAUAAAGGAUUUGACCGCCUGGAGAAUCUUGAAGAGUAUACUGGAUUGAAGUGUUUAUGGCUGGAAUGCAAUGGCUUAACAAAAAUUGAGAAUUUGGAGGCUCUGACAGAGUUGCGUUGCCUCUACCUGCAACUCAAUUUAAUUAACAAAAUUGAAAACCUUGAACCCUUACAAAAGCUGGAUUCCCUCAAUAUCAGUAACAACUACAUUAAGACCAUUGAGAAUCUCUCAUGUCUGAAGGUCCUGCAGACUCUGCAGAUUGCUCACAAUAAGUUACAAACAGUGGAAGACAUACAGCACUUGCAAGAAUGCCCAAGUAUUUCUGUUCUCGAUCUUUCCCACAACAAUCUAAGUGACCCAAGUAUCAUAAAUAUUCUGGAGACCAUGCCUAAUUUGCAUGUGCUGAAUUUGAUGGGAAAUCAAGUGAUAAAGAAAAUUGCUAAUUAUAGAAAAACACUUAUUGUUCGACUAAAACUACUGACAUAUCUGGAUGACAGACCAGUUUUCCCAAAGGAUAGAGCCUGUGCAGAAGCCUGGGCCACUGGAGGGCUUGAAGCUGAGAAAGCAGAAAGGGAAAAAUGGGAAACCAGAGAGAGAAAAAAAAUCCAAGAUAGCAUUGAUGCUUUAGCAGCAAUCAGGCAAAAAGCAGAGGAAAAGCGAAGACGAAAGUAUAUGGAAGAAAGAGAUGCAAGUGCAAAAUGUGGAAAUGGAGAUGCAACAGACAUCCUAGAAGGAGCACCUGCAAAUUCAGAUGACAGUGAUGGAAAUUCUAAUACAUCAGAGACUUCAAAUAUAUCAGAAGAGGAAGAAACUCAAGAGAAGACUGAGAAAUUUAGAAGUGAAAGCUUUGAUGCUCAUGAUGAAGUGGUAACACUUCUACCAAAUAGGGGAGAUAACACAGAUUUCAUGUCUGGAAAUAUUCCUGCUAGAAUUCAAGAGGAUGCACAAGAAUCAAACUCUUACAAACACUCAAACUUCAACAAUAAGACAGACGAUCUGCCAAGAGAGAAGGCAGCUACUAAAAAAGCCGUGCUUGCUGAACUCAAUGAUUAUGCUGAAACUGAACAGAUCAAACUGGAGACACCGGAGAAACUUUAUCUUGACGAACUGCCUGAUUUAGAAGAUAUAGAUGUAAAUGAAUUUACCCCAGAAGAGGAAAUCUUUGUUCAAAAGCAGGAAUAUCACCCAAAGAUUGAAAUAAUUUCUGAAAUGACAAAUGACAGUGAUUCUGCAUUAGAGGAAAACAAUAAAGGCACAUUUGAGAAUUCAGUAGGAGAAGAAGUUCCAACAGCAAUUUUUUCAAAUGUGUAUAAGAUACAUAAAGAGCAUGAAAAGGAGCACUUAAGGCCCCUUGUUGAAAGCUUCUUUACAGAGCCUGCUAAUUCAGAAAGAUACCUGGAGACCAAAGAUAAACAAGCAACCCCCUCAAAACCCUUGAUACAAGAGGUUAUCACUGAGCCCAAGGAUAAUCUACUGUGGUCACCAAUCUGCAAUCGACCAGAUGACCCAAGCCCCUGGGAAGAGGAUGGGAAUGGCAGCGAUGGAGAAGUACAGUGCCUGGUUGAGGGUGAAGGAUGUCCUCACAAAGCACAAGAUGACGAGGACAGUGAGAGUAGAUUAGAUUAAUCACUUUGAAAAACCCAGACCAAAUCUGGAGCACAGUGCCUGGCUGACUGCAUGUGGUUAUUCUCAAAAUGCAGAGCUCAGCGAUGGGACCGUUAGUUACAACUGACGUAACACUGUGAUAUAAAAACCACCACCUUCAACAGGAAGACUUAGCGUUUCAGUCAGUCAGAGGCUGCUGCGGCCUCCAGCAUCUGACCUUCGGGGCAGAACUGUUGGUUGUGUCAGUGUGAGAGAAGCCCAUAAUCCUCUCUAACCCGCAGGCAGCAACUGCCAUGUGCUCCCACUGCCAAAGCUGCUGGAGAUGCCUUGGCUCCAAGCUCUUCAGGGCAGCUCGCAGCGUUCACUACUCUGAAAGCGAGGGCACUACUGUUUUAAGGUUAAAUUCCACUCUUGUGUCAUUUUUUCCCUUGCAACCUUCUAGAAAUUACUUAGUUAAAUGUUCCAUUACAUUCAUAGUUUCAAUGCAAUUGUUAACAGGUUUCUGCCAUUUGAACUAAAUAAAGAUUCUACUUGUAAC
Messenger RNA from Aquila chrysaetos chrysaetos, 3365 nucleotides. RefSeq names its product dynein axonemal assembly factor 1 (gene DNAAF1). Gene Ontology annotation, molecular function: protein binding; dynein complex binding. Bases 725 to 2848 code for a protein of 707 amino acids. Gene Ontology annotation, biological process: cilium assembly. The record is from RefSeq and is a predicted model, not a curated record. The transcript is spliced from 13 exons. NCBI's taxonomy places the organism in Eukaryota, Metazoa, Chordata, Aves, Accipitriformes, Accipitridae. Gene Ontology annotation, cellular component: axoneme.